Messenger RNA from Colletotrichum navitas, 591 nucleotides. Its product is annotated as PRELI-like family protein. Gene Ontology annotation, biological process: phospholipid transport. Gene Ontology annotation, cellular component: mitochondrial intermembrane space. Gene Ontology annotation, molecular function: phosphatidic acid transfer activity. The transcript has a single exon. The coding region runs from base 1 to 591 and encodes 196 amino acids. NCBI's taxonomy places the organism in Eukaryota, Fungi, Ascomycota, Sordariomycetes, Glomerellales, Glomerellaceae. The record is from RefSeq and is a predicted model, not a curated record.
AUGAAGGUCUUCUCCAACUCAGUGAUCUUCAAUUACUCUUGGGAGGAGGUCUCGGCCGCCAACUGGCGCAAAUACUGCCCUUGGAACGACAAAACGACACACGUGAUUGCUGUCGACACCAUCGGCCGCAGCGUCGACCCGGCCACGGGCAUCCUCCGUACAGAGCGCCUCAUCACCUGUAAACAGUCAGCGCCCAAGUGGUUCGCCUCGCUUGUCGGCGGAGCCAGUGCCGGUGCCGAUCCUGACGUCUCCCACGUUUUCGAGACCUCCUACGUCAACCCGGCCACCAAGACCGUCACCAUGGUCUCGCAGAACCUCACCUUCUCCAACCUCAUCUCCGUCCAGGAGUCCGUCGUCUACAAGCCCAUCAGCGCCACCCAGACCCAAUUCGUCCAGGAUGCUCAGAUCACAGCGCUCUGCGGCGGAUGGCAGCGCAUCAAGAACGGCAUCGAAGACCAGUGCGUGUCUCGCUUCCGCGACAACGCGAUGAAAGGCAAGGAAGGGUUCGAGACGGUGCUGGCCAUGAGUAGGAGGGUAUUUGCCGAGGAGCGCGAACGCGAGAUGCGUGUCCGCCAGGGCAUGGCAGCAUGA